Molecule: messenger RNA, 516 nt
Organism: Pyrgilauda ruficollis (rufous-necked snowfinch)
Lineage: Eukaryota; Metazoa; Chordata; Aves; Passeriformes; Passeridae
Gene: S100A10
Product: S100 calcium binding protein A10
Exons: 3
Coding region: 139-432 (97 amino acids)
Cellular component (GO): cytoplasm
Source: RefSeq, a predicted model, not a curated record
CCCCCCCGCGCCCCCCGGCCCGGCCCGCCCCCGCCGUGCCUAUCCCGGACCGGACCGCGCCCCGGCACUGCCCGCACCGCCACCGGCACCGAGCACGGCCACCGAGCACCGCGCGGAUUUGGGCAGCCCCAGGGCAGGAUGCCGUCGCAGCUGGAGCACGCCAUGGAGACGCUGAUGUUCACCUUCCACAAGUACGCGGGGGACAAGGAGCACCUGGCCAAGGAGGACCUCAGGGCGCUCAUGGACAAGGAGUUCCCGGGGUUCCUGGAGAACCAGCGGGACCCCAACGCGCUGGACCGCAUCCUGCGGGACGUGGAGCAGAGCCGCGAUGGCCGCGUUGGCUUCCAGGGCUUCUUCUCGCUGGUGGCCGGGCUCACCAUCGCCUGCAACGACUACUUCGUGCAGCACAUGAAGCAGCGCGGCCGCCGCUGAGACCCCCGCCCCUGGCUGCCCCCCGCCCACCUUGGGGUGCCCCCCACCCACCCGCGGGUGUCACCCCAAACCCGCCUGGGGGUG